AUGUAUAAACAAGCUAGAACUCUAGGAAAAAGACCUAAUUGGCUAGAGGAUGAUACUUGGAAUGCUCUUCUGGAAAAGUGGAACAUGCCACUAUAUAGAAAAAAUUGUGAAACAGCUAAGAAGAAUCGCACAUCUCAAAAGGGUGGUUGUUUGCACACAGGAGGAUCUAUUAAUGUGCAUGAGCAUGCUAUUCGUUUGGAGCUUGGCCGGUCUGUGCAUGUUGAUGAAAUAUUUCAGCAAACACAUAUUCGUCAAUCAACGGGGGAAUUUGUGGACGAAAGGUCUAGGCGGACCCAUGAACAAUUUGUAGCAAAGUUUUCUCAAAUAAGAUCUGAGAAUGCAUCUAUUGGUGCCUCAGCAAGUAGUCCUCUAGAUCCUGCCGAUGAGGAAAGAUUGAGAAACCGAUGUUGGUUAGAGGAUGUUGGUGGAAAAUACAAGGGACGUGUAUACGGGAUUGGAAAUCUUGAAAAGUUUCAAGGCUUUCUUGGCGUCCUCCUGCCAUUCCUUCCGCCUUCGGCAGCCGCAACUGCACAAGACUUUUUAAACGUCCAAAAUGUUCCAGCUCAAACUCAAGCACCCAAUGAUGUCCAAGCAGAACAACAAGCUGCAGAACAACAACCACCGGACCAGCAACCACCGGAACAACAACUACAGGACCACCAAUCACCGGAUCAGCCACCACCACUAGAUGGAAAUAGAUAUAUGGAUUAUUAG
Messenger RNA from Vigna radiata var. radiata (mung bean), 714 nucleotides. RefSeq lists its product as uncharacterized. The record is from RefSeq and is a predicted model, not a curated record. The transcript is spliced from 4 exons. Bases 1 to 714 code for a protein of 237 amino acids. Lineage: Eukaryota; Viridiplantae; Streptophyta; Magnoliopsida; Fabales; Fabaceae.